Messenger RNA from Eruca vesicaria subsp. sativa (arugula), 1174 nucleotides. The record is from the annotation of a GenBank genome assembly. Lineage: Eukaryota; Viridiplantae; Streptophyta; Magnoliopsida; Brassicales; Brassicaceae.
CCAACCUUUACCAUUUUGUUUCUUCCUCACUCUAACCAACCAACCAACCAAACACUUCUGAUCCUCCUCUCCAAUGGCUUCCUUAUCCUUCAUCUCCUCCUCUCACCUCACUCUCCGCGCUCCUUCCUCUAUCAUCCGCACACGAUCUCACUCCGUCUCCUUCUCCAUCAAAUCCCAAUCCACCGCCCUCUCACAAGACGACUUAAAAAAACUCGCAGCCGAAAAAGCCGUACAAUCAAUCAAACCCGGAAUGGUCCUCGGCCUCGGAACCGGAUCCACCGCGGCCUUCGCCGUCUCCCAAAUCGGAAAACUCCUCUCCUCCGGCUCACUCCACGACAUCGUCGGCAUCCCGACCUCCAAACGCACCGAAGACCAAGCCCGAUCCCUCGGCAUCCCUCUCGCGACGCUCGACACGCACCCGCGAAUCGAUUUGGCCAUCGACGGAGCCGACGAGGUGGAUCCGAACCUGGACCUGGUCAAGGGGCGGGGAGGUGCGCUCUUGAGAGAGAAGAUGGUGGAGGCAGUUGCGGAGAGGUUCAUCGUUGUUGCUGAUGAGACGAAGCUCGUGGAGGGGUUGGGAGGGAGCGGGUUGGCGAUGCCUGUGGAGGUUGUGAAGUUCUGUUGGGAGUUUAAUUUGGUGAGGUUGAGGGAUUUGUUUAGGGAGUUUGGGUGUGAGGCGAAGUUGAGAGUUGGGGAGGGUGGGGAGGUGUAUGUGACGGAUAAUAGUAAUUUUAUUGUUGAUUUGUAUUUUAAGGAGCCGUUGAAGGAUGGGGUUGCUGCGGGGAGGGAGAUUGGGAAGUUUGAAGGGGUGGUGGAGCAUGGGUUGUUUUUGGGGAUGGCUACUAGUGUGAUUAUUGCUGGGAAGAAUGGUGUUGAAGUGUUGAAUAAGUGAAAGAGGUUUUUUUUUUCUCCUUUUGUAAAAUUUGAAAUAAAAUCUUUUGCAAUUUGGAUUCAUUAUUCGGAAGAGAAUUAGAACACAAAUGGAAUUCGUUUUGGAAUCCAUGAUUGCAAAUUGUGUAUAGUAGAACUUUCAGUUCCAGUAACAGUGAGCUGUUGAAAAAAGUUUACAUAAUUCAAACACAUGCUCAUGGAAUAUGGGCUGUGGUUAGUUUUUUUAAGCCCAAGGGAUGAUGCUAUGUAACAUAUUUAGGGCCUUGCUCUGUUUUUAGUACUU